Hylaeus volcanicus is the source of this 5070-nucleotide messenger RNA. RefSeq names its product interference hedgehog-like. The transcript is spliced from 7 exons. Gene Ontology annotation, cellular component: axon; plasma membrane. Gene Ontology annotation, biological process: cell-cell adhesion; nervous system development; axon guidance. The coding region runs from base 249 to 2765 and encodes 838 amino acids. The record is from RefSeq and is a predicted model, not a curated record. NCBI's taxonomy places the organism in Eukaryota, Metazoa, Arthropoda, Insecta, Hymenoptera, Colletidae. Gene Ontology annotation, molecular function: protein binding.
UCAAAACCUGUCGGUCUGCAUUCCAGUGUGCUGGUGGACGCCAAGCGUCGUGUUCUAUAGGAAAUCGAACCGAUCGAGACUCACCAACGAUUGCCGAAAAGAAAAAUGAAGUGAUUCACCGGUACGAAAUAUAACAAACCCAUCGUUUCCCUCCGCGAGGAGCAUCGGCAGCAAGUUCACGGGAAAUUCAAAGGAUCUGAAACGGAAGGAUCGUGCAGCCGGAUCGAAAGAAAAAGGAAUGUGUCAAGAUGCGACCAGUGCCCUCCCUAUGCGGCGUCGUCACUGCUUUGCUACACGUCCUAGCCAGCUUUGCUUACGGGCAAAGGCAAGAGGUAGGCAUGUCCUUUACCAGACAUCCUCAACCUCUGGAUGCACCGCUGGGCGACGACGUGAAUUUCGAGUGCAACCUGAACCUCGCUCCUGAGCGAUUCUCGUGGCGCCAUAGGCCGUUGGGUUCAGACAAAUGGUCCCAUAUGCCCAACAACGGUGGCAAAACCUCUCGCUACGUAGUGAAUUUCGAUAACGAAUCGAAAGCUGGCGAUUACCGCUGCAUAGCCUUCUACGGUACCAGUGGUUUAGCAUCCGAUCCUGCACGAUUAACGCUCGCCACGCUACACAAGUUCACCGACAAGGCGGAUGUCGUCGUAAACGUUGCAGCUGGAAAUACCGUACCGAUCACGUGUCCCGUGCCUUACUCAGCUCCGGAGGCUAUAGUUCAGUUCUACAAGAACAACAACCCCAUACAAAAUACAAAUGGCAAAACCAUGGUCAUCGAGAACGCCAAGCCACAAGACAGUGGGACUUAUCAUUGUACUGCUAGCAAUUACAUAACCAGUCAAAUAUACACCAGCAAUCACAAAACGAUACUGACCGUGCACGCGAAUCAUAAAUUGCAAGCUCCCUACUUCAUCAAGCAGCCACAAACAGAGUACAAAGUCCAGCGGGACAAAAACGUGACUUUGGAGUGCUUUGGCGGCGGUUAUCCCGUGCCUGACGUCACGUGGAUCAAGUUAGGUAGUUCGUUGCCUACAAAUUCUGUAAAAACUGUAACGGGAUUGACGAUAAUGAACGUCCAACCAGAUGACCGAGGCGAAUACGACUGCAUGUGGAUCAGCAACGGCAGGCACAUCAGAUCCGUGAUCAUAUUGAAAGUAAUGGAAGCACCGAAAGUGAUCAAGUUUCCAAAGGCGUCCACGUUCUCCGAGGGUGGAGAGUUGGAGCUUUUUUGCUCUAUAACUGGCGAACCACAACCAAAGGUCGAGUGGCUGAUCAAUGGGGAGUCUUUGAUACCCAGCGACAGUUUGGAGAUCAAAGGUUCCAGACUUUUCAUCUCCGAGGUCGAGAAAAGACACGCUGGCAUCGUACAAUGCGUCGCGAGCAACGAGUACGGUUCCGACUCUGGCUACAAUUUAUUGAAAGUAAAUCCGAAGCAACAUAUGGGCACAACCGAAUCGCGACCAGACUACGGGAUUCCUAAUUCGAGACACAAGCACACGAGAGAAGGAGGGAGGAGACGAAGCAAAGAAGGGAAGCGAAAAGGCACUGCAGUGCUGGUGCCACCGAAUCAACCCAACGUCACGAGACUAUCGGACGUGUCCGUGAUGGUGAGGUGGUCCGUGCCCGAGAACACGGGAUUGCCGAUCGAAUUCUUCAAGGUUCAGUACAGAGAGCUUGGACAGAAGAUGAACGGAAAGCAGGCGAAAUGGAUGACCGCUAACUCGGAGAUAUCGAAGCAUGUGCGAUCGUUCGAGGUGACCGAUUUACAGCCCGAGCAUACUUAUCGAUUCCGUAUCGCCGCGGUUUACAAGAACAACGACAACAAACCCAGUCCCAAUUCCGUGCGGUUCUAUCUGCACAGAGACAGAGGAACCGAGCAUAAAAAGAUGCCGAUACCACUGUUAACCAACACCGAAGCUCUAGGACCGCAACAAGUGCUGCUCGUUUGGCAGAAUCCCGACCACACGGCGAACAUAGACGGUUUCUACGUCUACCAUCGUGCCUCUACCUCUGCGGGCGACUAUAUAAAGACCACGGUCGAGGGGAAGAACUCCUGCAACAUAACCAUAUCUCAUUUGCAACCCGACACGACCUACGAGUUCAAGGUACAGAGCUUUUCGGUGGACGCAGCUUCGGAAUUCUCGCAGAUUCUACGACAAAAGACGAAGAAGCAGAUGAUCGAAUCUAACGAUCACGAUAAUCGUAAAGAUCACGGUAGUAAUAUAACGUUGGACAGUCGGGUGGGACCAGCGGACGAUAGAAACGCUAACAUGUACGCCAUCAUUGGCGGCGUUCUUGGCGGAUCCACGCUGUUGGGUGGUUUGAUAGCAGUCGCGGUGGUGUACAAGAGGACAAAACGCAAACAAAGUCGAGAAUCUUCACAGAGCGAAGGCAAACCGAUAACAAACGGAAGAGUUAUAAACGGUGGAGUAACCGACUCGAAAAUAAACAUAACAUCGAAUCCGCUCGCUGGUCUCGAUACGUCCGAAGAUAUAAUACAGCCUAAGGUCGGUAUUUACUAUUCGAUAUUAAGGAGACUAGUCUUUUCUAGCUUUAGCGUUGAUCGCGCGUGCUGCUCUUUAAUUCUACUCGCUCUCUGCACUUCUCUCUGGAGCCGCUUUUCUUUCGUUAUUUUUCCAAACACCACACACGUACGUUACCCCUUCACAACACGCUCACUGAGCCGAUCUGAAAGAAGCGAACGAACACGCAUGUUUCUAAACAGAGCGGGCAACAACAAUCGCCGAUGGAAAUGGCCUCGUUUCUAAACGGGCAAAACAACAACAGCAACAACCAUAACAACAGUGACACAGCUGGAACUGACGUGAACACGUCAUACACUGAGCCCCCUCUGCUCCAGGGAUCACUGCCUAUCGAACAACCUCUGUGAACAGCAACCAUAGUGUCGAAAAUCAGUUGUCCUUCCAGGACACGUGUGUUGAUUAGAAUUCUGGCUACUUGUCCAACUUUUCCGUAUUCGAAUACUCAACUAUCGCAACGAUUCAUAUAUUUGCCGAGUAUAAUCCGAAUACUAUUCGAAUAUGUAUGUAUAUUCAAUUCUUCGGAGAUUAUUCGAACAAGUACUCGAAUAUUCGACGUUUAUUAAAUUAUUCAAGUAGUCCCAGCACUACGUAGCGUCAGUGUCGCGACAGAUCGUAACGGUUCUCAUUGUAUGCAGGAAGAAGCGAUAAAGACGCGCGAACACGUCCCUUCGACAUGCUUUUUAGUGAGAUUUAUAACUUUUCUUAUAGACUUUUAGUCACCUUUAAGUAUCACAUCGAACAAACUAUUACAAGACAUUUUACAGGUUGUCGUAAUAGGUAUGCUCAAAUAUUUCGAAUAAUUACUAGACACGCGCUCGAUCGAGGAACGUAUCCGACACAUUCAAUUCUACGUAUUGAAUUUUGCGCCCGAUACUUUCUUAACUCUUCUGUCUCGAAUCCACUUUUAGAAUAAGCAAGAACGUUUUACAUAAAAAAUACUAGCCGGUACCACGACGAGGCGCAUUUUUUGCGCAAAAGAAUUUAUUGAAAACUAGUCGAAGCAAUUGUUUUUGACUCGCAAGCCAAGUUGUUGAACGAACGUAUUGUUUUCGACUGUUGCAAUAACGCAACUAAUGACUCACCGUAAACAAAAAGAAUUAGAAUUACAAAAUCUCGCUACUUAUCGUAUCUUCAAACGUUAAUGACGUCAAAUGGAAUCAUCGACAAGUUUAUACAUGAAUUAUUAGGCAUUCCAAGGCAGAACUAACGUAUAUUAUCAAAUAUUGGAAAAUCUAAUGAAAAGUUUAUAUGUGAAAGACCAGGUUUAAUCAGGUAGGUAAAAUGAUUGGGACAGAAAGGGUUAAAGAUCAAGUUAGCGAAUAGGAGAUUUGUGCUCGACUGCAAAGUAUGUUUGUUGAAAUUUGUACCUGCUCGAUAAAUCAUUUUUUUUACACUCUUUGUGUACCCGUCGACUUUUCUAGUUGACGAUGUUCAAGUGAAUUUGAACGUAAUUAAAUCUUUGCGAAUCACGCGAGCUCAGAACUGACGAAUCAUUUGUUUUGUUUUGUUCUCUUUUGUGACGUUUAACUCUUGUCAUCGCAUACGCGCGCAGGUUUUAUAUUAAUUUUACACCAGGCAGCUUUUAAAGUUAUCUACGUUUCCUAAUUUAAAUUAACUAGCGUCCAUUAUUUUAUUUUGUAAAUACGCGGAAUACUAGUAGUUAUGUCGUAUUAAGAUGCGAAUGAAAUUGUGCCUGAUGAGAAAAGAUAGCUGUGCAAUGUGUUUUAAAUAUUAUACACGCACGUUUUUCUUUUUUGUGUUAUCGAUGAUAUCGAAAGUGUUUGAAAAUUUUUGGAUCGUUGAUAUGACGUUACUCUUGCUAACUAAACUCCAUGAAUAGAAAGAGUAUAUCAUUGUUUCGGUUCAUUAUCAACGUCGAAAUUGGCAGCAAAAUCGAUUUUCGUCAAAUUAGUACUGCAUUAGUAUUAAUCUUACACGAACAAACGUUAUAGAAUAAUAGAAGUAAUCGAAUCAUACGUUGCUAACAGUAUUUGUCACGUAAUAUCACGAAGUUAACUUGCAAUAACAGUAUUCUUUUGUAGCUCCGUGUUAGAUGCAAUAAUUCUUUGGUGAUCGAUAUUCCUGACGUUAGAUCCUGAUGUAAGAUCUAACAAACGAAAGCCCUAUGAUUUAUUAGUUGGAAUUUCGAUAUCAGAUGACGCGACAACGAACAACUUUGUAAAUAAGUAUUUGUACAAUUUUUCGACUCUACGUCAUUUUAUUACAUAUAUAGGAUCUAUCUAUAUAUAUUUAUGUAUACGUAUUUUUAACGUGAAGUUAAUUAUUUAAAUCUUUUGUACUUUCUGAAAGCAAUUACAGCUAUCUGUGGCGUAAGGAGAUCAAUUUGUGAGUGAACGAAGAAACAAAUUUUUGUAUAUAUUAGAAUGGGUCAGAUAUUAAGCAGGAGCAUAUGUGCCUUACAUCUUGCCUACACAAAAGAAUGUUAAGAUUAAUUAUUUAUAUAUACCUAUGUAUGUAUAUCGACAUUUUAUGUACUUAAUUUUUUUAAUAAACAUCGCUAAAAACACUA